UAUUUACUAUGGCUGCGAUGAACUUUGUCUCUGAGUUGAAGCCUUUCAAGAACAUGUGGAAGAUCCAAGUCAAAAUCAUCCGUCUUUGGAAACAGUAUUCGGCUGCAGGUGGUGAGACUAUCGAAAUGGUCUUUGUCGAUGCUAGAGGAGACAAGAUUGCUGGAACCGUGAAAAGAGAACUGGUUGGGCAAUUCAAUCGUGUGCUGCAGGAAGGUGAUACGAAAGUAAUCAUCAAUUUCUCGGUUACCAAUUCUGGUGGUUCUUAUCGACCAAGCAAGCAUCCAUUCAAGAUUGUUUUCCUUCCAACGACCCGUGUGAGGAUUUGUGAGGAUUUACCCAACAAUUUAACUGGAUUGAAUCCUGUUAACUUUGGGGAUGUUCUCAAUGGUGUCCUCGAUGAUGAUUACUUGGUUGAUGUAAUCGGACAGAUUGUUGAAGUUACCCAGAAACCAUGA
Messenger RNA from Brassica oleracea var. oleracea, 455 nucleotides. RefSeq names its product replication factor A protein 1-like. The record is from RefSeq and is a predicted model, not a curated record. The transcript is spliced from 3 exons. Bases 9 to 455 code for a protein of 148 amino acids. NCBI's taxonomy places the organism in Eukaryota, Viridiplantae, Streptophyta, Magnoliopsida, Brassicales, Brassicaceae.